This is a messenger RNA of Racocetra persica, 232 nucleotides long. NCBI's taxonomy places the organism in Eukaryota, Fungi, Glomeromycota, Glomeromycetes, Diversisporales, Gigasporaceae. The record is from the annotation of a GenBank genome assembly.
CAUAAUGGUUCAUGGUAUCUGAAAGUUUGUGAUUCUAAUCAUAAUUAUAAUUUUGACAAUAACAUGCCAAGACAUCUAAUUGUCUAUCAAUUUUCAGAGCAACAGUUGAGAAGUGUUGUAGCAAUAAUAACAGCUAGUUCUUGUCCUGAAGAAAUUGUAUCAACCCUUCACUAUAAUGAUCUAUCUAUAUUAAUUUUGAACAAAGAUAUUUAUAAUUCUCAUGAAUGGCUUC